UGGUGCACUGUUUGCAGCGAAUAUUUUCAAAUUCACCUUUUGGAUGUGCAGAUGAUAGAACAAUAACUAGAUAACACUUUAUUGUUACAGUAAUUUACACAUAUCUAGAAAAAAUUCUGCUAUAUGUAGAACAGAAAAUCAUCAGUUAUGAGUUUCUUUGGUUUUGGCCAAAGUGCUGAAAUCGACAUUGUACUGAAUGAUGCGGAAACGAGAAAGAAAGUGGAACACAAAACCGAGGAUGGGAAGAAGGAUAAAUAUUUUCUUUUCUAUGAUGGAGAGACGGUGGCUGGAAAGGUAAACAUUACUCUCAAAAACCCCGGGAAGAGGCUCGAACACCAUGGCAUCAAGAUCGAAUUUAUCGGACAGAUUGAACUGUACUAUGACAGAGGGAACCACCAUGAGUUUGUGUCUCUAGUGAAGGACUUGGCCCGCCCAGGGGAACUCACCCAAUCCCAGACCUUUGACUUUGACUUCACGCAUGUAGAAAAGCCUUAUGAGUCGUACACAGGCCAGCAUGUCAAAUUACGCUACUUUUUGAAGGCAACGUUAAGCCGAAGACUGAAUGACACCAGUAAAGAACUGGAUGUUGUUGUGCACACGCUCAGUACCUACCCAGAACUGAACUCCUCAAUCAAGAUGGAAGUUGGAAUCGAAGACUGUUUACACAUCGAGUUUGAGUACAACAAAUCAAAAUACCAUGUUAAAGAUGUGAUUGUGGGAAAGAUCUUCUUCCUGUUGGUGCGGAUCAAGAUCCGACACAUGGAAAUAGACAUCAUCCGGCGUGAGACGACGGGAGCGGGCGCGGCCGUGUACCACGAGAACGACACCAUCGCCAAGUACGAGAUCAUGGACGGAGCGCCAGUGAGAGGAGAGUCCAUCCCCAUCAGGCUGUUCCUGGCGGGCUACGAGAUGACGCCCACCAUGAAGGAUGUGAAUAAGAAGUUCUCCGUGCGCUACUACCUCAACCUGGUUCUGAUCGACGAGGAGGAGCGCCGUUACUUCAAACAGCAGGAGAUCUCUCUGUGGAGGAAGGGGGACAUUGUGAGGAAGAGUCUGUCCCAGCAGGCGGUCCUGGCUGCCCAGCGCUAUGAGGGCUCCAGAGCAGAGGAGGCCCUGGCCCGCUAUGAGGGCUCCGCCAGAGCAGAGGAGGCCCUGGCCCCUGACCAUGACAGCUGAGCCACAACACACUCCAUCUCCCUGUGUGUGUCUGUAUGUGUGUGUGGUACAUGUUACAUAUUUGGUGUUCAGCUAGGAGAACCUUAUCACUGAACUAUUACUGGAGUGAAACAAAGUCCUUCCUCAAAAUGGCCUUCCAGUAUUUGUGUCUUCAGAAAAAGAAAAAAAAGAAAUCUCCCUUUUCCGGAUUCUUGAUUUGUUGUUUUCAGGUUAAAUACUAAACUUCCAGCUAAAUUUCCAAAGCACAACAACCUGCAUCCUGCAGCGACUUGCUGAAGUUUGCUGCUGCAGAUUAGCUGUCCUCAGCAGCUUCAUAGUUAGAAAACUAAAAUCCAGCAGAGCAGGGCUGUUCACCAGCAGAGCUGUUCACCAGCAGGGCUGUUCACCAGCAGGGCUGUUCACCAGCAGGGCUGUUCACCAGCAGGGCUGUUCACCAGCAGGGCUGUUGUCUGAUGGGUACCAGGGAGUCAUGUCAUCUGUGAUGCUGUGAGGAUCUUAAUGCUUCAUUGAUUCUCAGUUAAUAGGAUUUGUAAGUAUUCUUAACUUGUGCCUUCACUCUAGGAGUCUGUGGAAUUAGGUUUUGAGAUCCUGGAAAGGAACUAAGAUUGUGAAACUCUAAGGUCUGCGUUGAGCCUUUAACAUAAUUUC
Osmerus eperlanus (European smelt) is the source of this 1824-nucleotide messenger RNA. RefSeq names its product vacuolar protein sorting 26 homolog B, like (gene vps26bl). Bases 148 to 1176 code for a protein of 342 amino acids. The record is from RefSeq and is a predicted model, not a curated record. NCBI's taxonomy places the organism in Eukaryota, Metazoa, Chordata, Actinopteri, Osmeriformes, Osmeridae. Gene Ontology annotation, cellular component: retromer complex; endosome. The transcript is spliced from 6 exons. Gene Ontology annotation, biological process: retrograde transport, endosome to Golgi; intracellular protein transport.